[Candida] anglica is the source of this 1821-nucleotide messenger RNA. The record is from the annotation of a GenBank genome assembly. Lineage: Eukaryota; Fungi; Ascomycota; Pichiomycetes; Serinales; Debaryomycetaceae.
AUGCCACCUAAUUAUAACCAAGAUAUUAACCCUACUGUAUCGACGGGUUUACACGAGCCGUCUGGACGAACUCCCAAUGUAGUACAGUUGGUACAACUCCCAUUUAAAUUCUUCUUUUGUGUAUCCAUUGUACCAUUUUUAUCAUUCCAAUUAUGGAUGUAUUGGACGAAAUCUGUUAUGUUAGCGGUAAUGAGAUUCCUCUUAUCCUUUCCACAAAGAACCACUAGUGUUUUCUUGUAUAUUACUGGAAUUAGACCAAGAGCAAUGAAUGUUGAUAUUCCCACAUCAAAUGAUGAAGUUGAAUUAGCUUUUUUACAACAACAAGAAGAAACGUUUUUCCAAAGGUUUCAUUAUCUGAUAUAUAAAAUCUUAACUUUAGGAGGUAAGUUGUGGGGCAAUGUGGUUGAGAUUGAACAUCAAUUGUUAUUAAUCCCCAUACAUGCAGACUAUAUAUUUGAUAGAUAUAUAUCUCAUUCUCCAAUUUGUAUAUUUAGCAGAAUCAGAGGGAUUGAAUCAAGUUAUGUAUUCCGUGGAGUACCAUUAGAGAAGACUGAUGGAUUUCAAGAAUAUAUCUCCAAAAAAGAUAGAGUUAAGGGUAAAAUUUUCAAUUCCGAUAUUGAUACUGAAACUGAUAGUCCAUUAGAAAGUACAAAUAUUGUAACUGUUGUGAAUAAUGUUAAUAAUUUACAGGCAACUAACACAGGUAUUUCCGUUCAAUCUGAAUCCGUAUGUCCAUUUAUUAACAAUACAGAUGAAACUAACAACCUAAAGAUUUUUGAGUCGUCCAAAAUAUUGGAAAAAAAUAUAAACCAUAUUAUAAAUCAAAAGGAUACAAAUAUGUCGAAAUCACACAUACAAAAAAUAUCAAAAUCAUUCACAACUUCCACAAUAGAAAAGGAUAACUUUGUUAACAUUAAGGUUAAUGGUAAAGAUAUUAAAUUGAAAAUUGUACCUAAACCAAAAAUAAAGACAUAUUUCCCUUCAAUCUCACAAAAUGAAGUUGAAUAUAUUGCCUUAGUGAGGGAAGAAAUUAAAAAUGUUUUACCAAGACCAGGAUACGAUGAUGGAUCCUUAGCCCCCAUUAUACUUCGACUUUCUUGGCACUGCUGUGCAACUUAUGAUAUCAUCUCAAAUACAGGGGGUUCUAAUGGCUCUACUAUGAGAUAUGUUCCUGAAAUUACUGAUGAAGGUAAUACUGGAUUAGAUAUUGCAAGAUCUGCAUUAUUACCAGUUAAACAAAAAUAUCCUAGGAUGACAUUCUCGGAUCUUUGGACUUUAGCGGGAACUGUAGCUAUCGAAGAAAUGGGCGGCCCACCAAUUGUAUGGAAAUGUGGAAGGUUUGACUGUAGAGAUUCUAGAUUUGUACCGGAUAAUGGGAGGUUGCCCUUUGCAUACAAGAGUUCAUCACAUAUACGUGAAACAUUCACUAGAAUGGGGUUUGAUGAUCGUGAAACGGUAGCACUUUUAGGCGCUCACGGUUUAGGAAGAUGUCACAAAAGAUUUAGUGGAUGGGAAGGGAAAUGGACAUAUGACCCUCUAAAGUUUGAUAAUAGCUUUUUUACGGUGCUACUUGAAGAAAAAUGGAGCGCUGGAAAGGUUCCUGAAACAGGUAAAGAUCAAUUUUAUAACCAAGAUAAAAGUUUGAUGAUGCUUAAUACUGAUUUGGAAUUAAUCCGGGAUUCGGGUUAUAAAAAGUGGGUUCAGCAAUAUGCCGAGGAUGAAGAAUUAUUUAAAGCCGAUUUCUCAAAUCUGUUUGCAAAGUUACUUGAAUUGGGUAUCAAAAGAGAUGAAUUGGGAAAUGUAAAGCCGAAAGAUGUGUGA